UACACUAGCCUUCGGGCGUGACUGUCAAAUCUACAUAUUCUCCUCUCCCUCCCUCCUCUCCUCUUCCCUCCAUUCUCAGAGUUCCGCAGACCUCUAGUUCUCCGGAGAUUCGACUCAAUCGCCGAUCUCCAUCACACUCCUCCUCGGAAAUCCCUUGUCUUCCUCCUGUGCUAACAUGUUCCAGAUUUUCAAGGACUGCUUCUUUCUGACUUGAUCGAUUAAGCUUUUGACUCGGAAAAAAGAAUGGAGGGUGACAUAUUCUCUGGUCUAAACAAUGGUACAACACAAGUCGAUGGCAAGAUCUUGCAGACAUUUAAAAAGAGCUUCGUUCAAGUGCAGAACAUCUUGGAUCAGAACAGGCUUCUCAUCAACGAGAUAAACCAGAAUCACGAGUCCAAGAUCCCCGACAACCUAAGCAGAAACGUGGGUCUUAUUAAAGAGCUCAACAACAACAUCAAAAGAGUGGUUGAUCUUUAUGCUGAUCUUUCAAGCUCCUUCACGAAAUCCAUGGAUGUUUCAUCCGAGGGAGAUUCUAGUGGUGCUCUAAAAUCUGACGGGAAAGCGGGACACAAGCGACACAGGCCUGCAUAGUGUUUGCUUCUUUUUCCUUAUUAUUUUGCUUGGUGACUGAAGAGAUGCAGAACGAGCAAGCAACAACACAAAUUGCGUCGAGUUGAGGGUAGAACUAAGAUUAGAUUCUGUAUCUGAUACUCUGAUCUCUUGUUGUCAAGAAAAAUAGAAAAAGAUUGAUGAUUUUCCAGAAUCCCUCUCUCACUGUAACCUUGUAACUGUGGAUCUAAUGGAAAUUCCAGCAAUGUUUGUGGUACUACUAA
Messenger RNA from Prosopis cineraria, 833 nucleotides. RefSeq names its product protein ELF4-LIKE 4-like. The record is from RefSeq and is a predicted model, not a curated record. The transcript has 2 exons. Bases 244 to 591 code for a protein of 115 amino acids. Lineage: Eukaryota; Viridiplantae; Streptophyta; Magnoliopsida; Fabales; Fabaceae. Gene Ontology annotation, biological process: entrainment of circadian clock; positive regulation of circadian rhythm.